This is a messenger RNA of Camelina sativa (false flax), 2145 nucleotides long. Its product is annotated as putative polygalacturonase At3g15720. Gene Ontology annotation, biological process: carbohydrate metabolic process. NCBI's taxonomy places the organism in Eukaryota, Viridiplantae, Streptophyta, Magnoliopsida, Brassicales, Brassicaceae. Gene Ontology annotation, molecular function: polygalacturonase activity. The record is from RefSeq and is a predicted model, not a curated record.
AAAGAUCUCAAUGAUUCAUGCACUUAUCUUAUAUGCCCUUUGCAUUGAUCCGAACAAGUAGAGAUUUUUAUGAUUUUGGGGUUUUUCUGGCUUGAUUUUAUGAUAUGGAUCUCGACGCUUUUUACUCAGAUCUGAUUAUGAUAUCAUAUUUUGGUGUCCAACUCUUAUCUUUUCGCUCUGGAAAUCAAAGAUCCCUCAUUUUUGUUCCCCCGAGUGUUUCUCGAUCGGUGUUCUUUUAGUUUUACCUAUGUUCAGAGAUCAGAGAGAAUCUUUCCAUCAUUGAGCUCUUGUUUGGGAUGCAUCGAUGUCUUUGCUAGCUUUUGAAUUGUACCCAAAUCUGUGUUUACACUUUAUAUUUCAAGCCUUUAGUUAUAAUUUAUUUUCUUAUAGAUUUGAAAUAUUAAUUUUAAUAAAAUUUGCUAUAUUUUUGUUUCCUUUAUAGCUAGAAAAUUCAUUGAAUUUUUCUUUUCGUUAUAAAAGCUACUAGUCCAACGAGAGGGAAACUUGAACAGUACGUAUUGUGUUAUAAAUGAACAUACAGAGAAUCCUUCAACUAAAAUUCAUCACAUCGUUUAAGUAAUCACAUUUAAUUGUUGAUUAAAUAUUUUCUAAAUUCGAGAUAUUAAUUUUUAAAUAAAAAGAAGUUGUCCAGUUUAUAGCUAGAAAAUUCAGCGAACUUUUUUUUUUUUUUUUUUUUGUAUGGAGAAGACUGUUCCGUGGCACUUGAUAUUAGAGGAAACUUAAUUAAGGCUACGAAUGAAACACAUAUAUAGAAUCCUUGGAUGAUGCAUGCAUGCUUUUAUGUUAUUAAUGUGAGGCUUGAAUCAAUACCUUAUGUUCUUAGCUUAUUUAUAUAUGUCUUAAGAAAAUCUGAAACUAUUUCAGACUUCAACUCUGCAUAGAUUAAUCCAUCUCCCGUCAAAAUGGACCGUGGUUUGUUAGUACUCGUUGCAAUUUUAGGACUUCUCUGGUUAAGCAAUGGUGAAUCAGUGAUGAAAUAUGGAGCGGUCGGGGAUGGAAUUGCCGAUGAUACAUCUGCGUUCCAAAAGGCGUGGGAGAAUGCUUGUAAGGGAAGCUCCAAAACGGGGAGUGUACAUGUACCAGCAGGGAAGGUGUUCCUCCUCAACUCCCUUCACUUCACGGGACCUUGCAUACCGAAACCUCUCCUUUUCACUAUCGAUGGAGAGAUGAUAGCGCAGAGUGAUCCAAACAAGUGGGAAAAUGGUGAGAACGGAGUAAUACCAUGGCUCAUAUUCGAUCAAGUGGAUGGACUUGCAAUUGUAGGGCGCGGCUUGUUGAACGGCCAAGGCAAAGCAUGGUGGGAUAUUCAUUGCAGAGAUCAUCCCGGACCCAAUUGCAUCUGGCUUGCACCAACGAUGAUGACAUUUAGCAACUGCGGAAAUGUAACAUUAAAGAGUUUGAGAUUCAGAGAUAGUGCACAAACCCAUGUUCUUGUGAUGGGAAGCCAAAAUGUGUAUAUCAGUGAUAUCAAAAUAACCUCACCGGAGGCUAGCCCUAACACCGACGGCAUUCACAUCACAUCUUCCACCUCCGUUUCUAUUAAUCAUUCUGACAUCGCCGCUGGUGACGAUUGUGUGUCUAUCGGUGAUCAAGUGAAUAAUGUGACUGUUUCCUUUGUGAACUGCGGACCUGGUCACGGUGUAAGCGUUGGGAGUUUAGGUAGAGGAGGAACAGAGGUAGCAGUGGAAAACAUACGUGUGUGGCACGUUAACUUCACAGGAACAACAAACGGAGCUCGAAUAAAGACGUGGCCUGGAGGAACUGGUUACGUCCGAGGAAUCGAGUUCUUCGACAUUCGUUUCUCGUCUGUACAAAACCCCAUCAUCAUUGAUCAGUUCUACGAGAAAGGCAGUUCACAUAGAGAAAGUGAGAUACAUGAAGAUGAGUGGAACAUCGGCUACAAAGGUGGCAAUGAAGCUUGAUUGUUCAGGGGAGAGUGUUCCAUGUUCCAUCCUUUUCAUGAGAGACAUUGCCUUAUCUCCGGCCGAUGGAAUUGAUUCUGUCUCCUCUCUCUGCUCUUUUGUUCAGGGCUCCGCACAAGGCAUCAUCCGACCUUCCUCCUGUCUUUAGCUAAUAUGUUGGGGGUGUAAAUUGAAAUACUGUGUAAGUAUAUUGGUCAUAUUG